This is a messenger RNA of Alternaria rosae, 762 nucleotides long. RefSeq lists its product as uncharacterized. Bases 12 to 719 code for a protein of 235 amino acids. The transcript has 3 exons. NCBI's taxonomy places the organism in Eukaryota, Fungi, Ascomycota, Dothideomycetes, Pleosporales, Pleosporaceae. The record is from RefSeq and is a predicted model, not a curated record.
GGCAGCCGGCCAUGACGUCAAGACAUCGCGUUCAUCAAAAGCAGCGGUCCUUGAGACAGCCGCAAAUCUCGCACAGCUUCACUUUCGUUCUUCCAUCCGAAGAUAUGACACUUCCAGUUACGGGGAAAUCAGGAAAGGAUACACUUGCUGCACGUCUAGAGAGUGGCUUCGAAAAACGACCCGAUCCUAUCGCAUUAACCCACAACGCCGAUGAGUCACAAAACAGCCCUUCGGGGGUUGACUACGAGCCGCACCCUGAAAGUUCGAUAAAUUUGGAGCCUGGGAGGGAGAGAAUAGUACAAUCGAUAUGCAAUCUCUACUCUGGAAGCGCCAGCGAAGAAGACAUGAUGGUGUAUGGCAAAGAGGCGGUCUACGAUGAUCCAUGGAGCUACUGCGAUACGAGAUACAAGAUCGCUGGGCAGUGGUAUGGCAUUCCUAAACUCAUGAAGAGUAGUCGGACGAUCAAGACAGAGAUCGUUUCCUCCAAGCCCGAUGAAAUCAUCUUCAAGCUGCAGCAAGAGUACACACCCAAACCCUUGCCGAUUUCGAAGAAGGUUAACAGCUUGAUUACACUGACGCUCGAUCAAGAGGGCAAGGUGCGGUAUCACAAGGACAUGUGGAAUGAGAAAGACUACAGUCAUGAAGGCCUAGGCAAGAUCAUGAAGGAGCUAAACGGGGACCACUUAACAAAGAUUACGCGACCCCCAGCAGAUCUGUAAAGAAGCAGCAGUUCUCGGAAUAACGGUCUCGUUCACUACCUAC